Molecule: messenger RNA, 5044 nt
Organism: Penaeus monodon (black tiger shrimp)
Lineage: Eukaryota; Metazoa; Arthropoda; Malacostraca; Decapoda; Penaeidae
Product: guanylate cyclase 32E-like
Exons: 20
Coding region: 129-3533 (1134 amino acids)
Biological process (GO): receptor guanylyl cyclase signaling pathway; intracellular signal transduction; cGMP biosynthetic process
Molecular function (GO): guanylate cyclase activity; peptide receptor activity; ATP binding
Source: RefSeq, a predicted model, not a curated record
AGAGAGAGAGAGAGAGAGAGAGAGAGAGAGAGAGAGAGAGAGAGAGAGAGAGAGAGAGAGAAAACAGAAAAAAAUAAUAUUCUCAUGCAACACAGCGCCUGUCUCCCGCAUCGUCCCUUUCUUGCGAGAUGCCCACCAGAGCCGCCACUCAUGCCCGUGCACCUUCCCCAGCAGUGCCCGGGAAAGACAAGGAGAUGCUCAACAUGUCGAAGGAAACAGCUGAUCGCCUCUACCUCGGCUUCCGCGCGGUCGUCAAAAUUACUCCGGCUUUCCCAACCAACAAAAAGUAUAGAGAGUUCGAGAAAAAGGUGUUGAAUCGCAUCAAGCAAUACCCCUUUUGUGUCCCUUAUAACCCUGGAAUUUUCCCCUUUAUCGAGGUGCCAAUCUCCGCAGCACACCUGUACGACGCUGUAAUGAUGUACGCUAAAGUAUUACACGAGACUCUAGCCAACCCUUAUGCUGACCCUGCCAACGGUACACACAUUCUCUCGCUUAUUAAGAAUCGAUCCUUUCCCUCCAUCCAGGGUUUUAAGCUCCACAUGGACGAAAACGCGGAUGCUGAAGGUUCCUAUUCCCUGCUGGCCAUCCGUCAGCUGAGCUCAGGCCAUACCCCGCCUAUGGGAUGGCACAAGGUUGGCCACUUUCACUUCCACGACCACAGGACCGGGACCCACGACAUGGACAACCUGCCGACGCUGGUGAUGAACGACACCAUUCUCUGGCUGGGCGACGGACCUCCCCUGGACGCCCCCAAGUGUGGCUUCGCCUCCGAGAAAUGCGGGACAGACUGGUCCAGUAUCCUCGGCGGCGGUGUGGUCCUCAUGCUGGUGAUGGUGGCGGCUCUGUUCCUCUGCAGGCACUACCGGUAUGAGCAACGCCUGGCAUGUCUCCUGUGGAAGAUUGACAUGCGUGAAGUGACCAUACUCAACGACCCGGCCAAGGUGCCAUCCCAUGCGCCUGCUAACAACAAUACGAACGUGCUGUGGGGGGGAGUGGACGGCCCCCUGGAGGUACCCCGGGUGUCCUACUGCAAGAUGGGUGUGUACAAGAAUAAUAUCGUCGCCGUAAAGCCAGUGAAGAAGCGGAGUGUCGAUCUUACGAGGAGCAUCCGGAAGGAACUGCAACAGAUGCGUGAAGUCCGUCACGAAAACCUCCUUCCUUUUAUCGGUGCCUCGGUGGACACAGGCGCCGUCUGCGUCCUCACCGCCUACUGCACCAGAGGAUCUCUCGAGGACGUCCUUGCCAAUGAUGACUUCCUUCUGGAUAAUAUGUUUGUGGCUUCCCUGGUCGCUGAUCUUAUCAAGGGCAUGAUGUUCCUGCACGACAGCGAGAUCGUGUCGCACGGAAACCUUCGCUCGAGCAACUGCCUGAUCGACUCCCGCUGGGUGCUGAUGGUGGCCGACUUUGGCCUCCACGAGUUCAAGGCUUCCCCUGAGGUUGUGAUCGAAGCCCGCAAGAGGCUGUGGACGGCCCCUGAGCUGCUCCGAAGGGGGGCGACCCUCCCCCGGGGUACGCAGAAGGGGGACGUCUUCUCCUUCGGCAUUAUCCUCUACGAAGUCAUGGGGAGGAAGGGCCCCUGGGGAGACUACAUGGACAAGUUCACCGUGCAAGACAUCCUUUCGAAGCUCCGAGAGUGCUGUGAGCCUCCGCUGCGCCCUCCGCUGGACACCCUCAAGGCUCCUGAGUACGUCCACCGGUGCCUGAGGGAGUGCUGGGUCGAGGAACCCGACGAAAGACCCGACUUCAAGCUCAUUCAGCUGCGCCUCAAGGAAAUGCAGGCAGGGCUGAAGCUCAACAUUGUCGACAACAUGCUGGCGAUGAUGGAGAAAUACGCGUACAAUCUAGAAGGCAAAGUGCAGGAGAGAACGAAACAGCUGAUGGAGGAGAAGAAGAAGACGGAGAUUCUGCUGCUGAGGAUGCUGCCCAAGUCAGUCGCGGAGUCCCUGAAGAGAGGGGAGAAGGUCCACCCAGAGAGCUAUGAUAAUGUCACGAUUUACUUCAGUGACAUCGUUGGCUUCACUUCGCUGUCCGCGACGUCGACGCCUCUGCAGAUGGUCGACAUGCUGAAUGACUUGUACACCUGUUUCGACGCCAUAAUUGGUGACUACGACGUGUACAAGGUGGAGACCAUAGGGGACGCGUACAUGGUGGUCUCGGGCCUCCCCAUCUGCAACGGCGACAGGCACGCUGGGGAGAUCGCGUCCAUGGCACUCAAACUCCUCGACGCUGCCAGGACAUUCACCAUCAGGCACCGCCCUUCGGAUACGCUCAAGCUGAGGAUCGGGAUUCAUUCGGGACCCUGUGUGGCAGGGGUCGUGGGCCUCACAAUGCCCAGAUACUGCCUCUUCGGCGACACUGUUAACACGGCGUCGCGAAUGGAGUCCACGGGAGAGCAGUUGCGAAUCCACAUUUCUAACGCCAAUAAGCUGAUGUUGGACAAGAUUGGUGGAUAUCUCGUCGAGAAGCGUGGGCUCACCUACGUCAAGGGCAAGGGCCAGAUGAUGACGUGGUGGCUGGUGGGCGUCCAGCGGCCGGACGCGAGGAACCCCGACGCCCCCGGAGACAGCCAAGCCACGCCGAUCCCCACGCCCGUCGACGAGCCUCAUCCGAGCCCCGCCCACACGCCCACCUCCAGCUCCCCGCCCUCGUCUCUUGCUCAAAGUGCUGCCGCAUCGUCCGCGUAUUCCUCCGGCCACUGUCUGGUGGGGUAUGGCAUACCCCCUCCUGCAGCCACCCCGUCGGCCUCUAGUCACGACAAUCUUGCUUCCCUCGGCGGCAGUCACGGUUUGGGGAACGGUUCGCCUGUCUUCACUCACUCCGAACUCACAAACUCAUCCUCCUUUACUCAUGACGUCGAGGUGACUCAUAACCCUACCAUCAAUCAAAGACCCGAACUCACAAACUCACUCUCUUGUACUCACGAUAUCGAAGUGACACGCAAUCCAGCCAUUAAUCAAACACUCGAAGUCACAAACUCACGCUCCUUUACUCACGACAUCGAGGUGACUCACACCCCAGCUCUCGUCCACUGCUCCUCUCGACCUCACACGCCCUCACGCGCCGCGCAAAAUUCUCCCAUUGGAUCUCUUCCCGCUUCGAGACCAAAAGAAAUUGACAGGGAAUCUUCGUUCUCUCCCGACGCUCUCGCUGGCGGCAGUGGAAACAGGGCGGCACCAGAGAUCUCAACAGCUGAUCGCAGACUCCCUUUGUUCAACAUUGCUGUCGAUAUCUCUUCGGUUCAAAAUUCCCACGACGCGAAGCCUGUUCAAACAUCUCCUUGUAAAGCAGACCGCGCUUGGGAGGAGAAGCAGAAGGAAGGGGUGCAAGCAGAGUCAAGCCGCCCUGGGCAUCCCGAAAUAACGAUGGUUCUCCCACAGCCACAGCGCACGACGCUGACUGUCGACUCGACAGCUGUUCCUUCCUUGACCAGUGACGUCAUCCAGGACCUACGUAACGGAUCAGCUGUGGCUCUGCAUUACCAGCCUCCGCCGGUCGUACCCAACAAACAUGACCCGAGGAAGAAUUUCGUCUGAUACUUCGAAAACAGUUUCUUGAUCUCAUAUCACUGCUGUAAAUAGACUCUCAGAUUCUUUGAAAGGGACUAUUUUUGCACAAAAGCGUAUUGUAUUGGGUAGACUUUAGCAUGAACCCGGAAGGAUAGUAUAGGUGUCUGUUUAAAUGAAAUGCGAGGGGGAAAAGUCGAUGCCAUUUAUUACGGAUUUUUUUUUUUUUUUUUUUUUUUUUUUUUUUUUUUGAGAAGGUAUCUAGCUUGAUAAUGAUUUAUCAUAUAAUGGAAAUAUAUAUUAUGUGUAUGUGUCACUGUCAACCAAUAUUGUGUUUUUGAUGUUUUCGACGAAAGAAAACAUACUGGAAAUGAAGAAAAACGGAAUUUGAAAUUAUUCUGAACAUCAUAUAAGAGUCUGUCGGAUGUGUUUCGAUCAUUAAGGAAAAUCGAAUAUAUGAGAAAAAGGAAGAAGUUAACGAAUUUUGAAAGUUAAGAAAAAAAAGUUUAGUGGUCAUCCUACUAAUGUGUCAUAGACUUGACGGUCUUCAGUCCAGAAAGUAUAGAAUUCUAAUGUCAUUCUUUUCGCCUAUCCUAAGCUAUUCUAAGCCACUUCAUAGAACAUUAUAUAAGCAUGAGUGUCAUACGUGGUGUUCAUUGUCUGUUCAGGCGGCCAUGAACACCGGUUUCCUGACGAACCCAUCAAGGAAUCGAACUUUUAUGGACUGCCUUUGCUCCCAACCCAUGCUCCUUUCCUGCUGAUGAGGGCCUGGACUUUUUCCUUCUAACUGAGGACCCCUGAAAACUGGCGGGUGAAUAAGAUCCCAUAAAAUUCGCUAGUUCGGGGCACUAGAUAAUCUGUUUGUAUAUCCAUUAAGGGCCCUAGAUUUUUUCCUUUGGAAUAUAUAAUCUCUAGAGAAAUACCUGCAAAGCAGAGGCCAGGAGAAUCGUUGAUCCUCGUUUCUCUAUUAAAUAAGGAUCAUAGGAAAAACUUGCUAAUUAGGGCCCCUAAGUGUUUUCAUCUUGCGAAUUAGUGGCCCUAGAAAAUAGGGGAUUCAAAAAUAAAUAAAUAGAAACCUGUUGAUAAAGGGCUCUGUAAAUUUAUCUGUAAAUGAGGGUCUGUAGAAAAUUACCAACUCAUCAGGGCCUAGAGAUUUACCUGUUAAUGUCAGACCCUGGAAAAUCGUGUGCUAAUGAGAGACUAUAGAAAGCCACCUGAAAUUAUGGACUCUAGAAAAGUACCUGAAAUAGAGGGAGCCUCGAUAAUAACCUAUUAGGGACAGCCCCUGCAAAACCAGGGCCUCUAGAUAUUCUCAGAAUCUUCCAUUUGUGCUUCUCAACCAGAUUUACAUUAUAUACAAUCUCUGUAACUUUCCGAGACUUCUAUACUAUUUGGAGCUUCCUUUAAAUGGUUCAUAUGUUGUUAAUCCAAUGAUAAGAGGUUUAGUGAUAAUGGAUUUAUAUCUAAAUGAAAAGGUAUGUAUAAAAAACGCAAACUGAAAUAGGAAAAUAUAGAAUGAUUUAAUAAAUUCAUUCAAGACA